Protobothrops mucrosquamatus (brown spotted pit viper) is the source of this 1542-nucleotide messenger RNA. RefSeq names its product prolyl 3-hydroxylase 2-like. NCBI's taxonomy places the organism in Eukaryota, Metazoa, Chordata, Lepidosauria, Squamata, Viperidae. Gene Ontology annotation, biological process: collagen metabolic process. The record is from RefSeq and is a predicted model, not a curated record. The annotation marks the transcript as partial. The transcript has 14 exons. Gene Ontology annotation, molecular function: iron ion binding; procollagen-proline 3-dioxygenase activity; L-ascorbic acid binding. Gene Ontology annotation, cellular component: endoplasmic reticulum.
CAUGAGUGUGUGCGGCAACUCGCCACAAGGCCUGGGCGACUCUCACCCAUCGACAAUUUCCUGCCCUUGCAUUACGACUUCUUGCAGUUUGCCUACUACAGAGAGGGUGAUUAUGUCCGAGCCCUGGAAUGCACCAGGACGUAUCUCCUCUUCCAUCCAGACGACGAAGACGUCCUAGAAAACGAGGAGUAUUAUAGGAGCCUCUUGGUAGGAUCUGUUGACCUGGAGGCCAUCAAACCCAGAGAGGAGGAGGAGGAGGAGGAGGAGGANCUGCUGUGUCAGCAUGAGUGUGUGCGGCAACUCGCCACAAGGCCUGGGCGACUCUCACCCAUCGACAAUUUCCUGCCCUUGCAUUACGACUUCUUGCAGUUUGCCUACUACAGAGAGGGUGAUUAUGUCCGAGCCCUGGAAUGCACCAGGACGUAUCUCCUCUUCCAUCCAGACGACGAAGACGUCCUAGAGAACGAGGAGUAUUAUAGGAGCCUCUUGGAAGGAUCUGUUGACCUGGAGGCCAUCAAACCCAGAGAGGAAGCCGUGAGGUUCCUCCGGAGACAUCAGCUGGAAGCGGAUUUGCUAGCGGCUGCAGCCGCCAUCCUGGGUUUCCUGUACACGGAACCGAACUACUGGAGCCCCUCCGGGUCUCGGCAGGACAGUCAAAGCCUGCCAGGGUCUGUAUCCCUUUAAGAGCCUGAGUAUAAAAGGGAAGGCUCAUCCCUCGCUCCCUCCCUUCUCUCCCUAGGAGGCCCCCUUCUGUUCAACGAGGUGCAGUUUGUCUACAAUUCCCAGCAGCUGAACGGGACGCAGCGAGUCCUCCUGGACAACGUCAUCUCGCCCAGCGAGUGUCAGGAGCUGGAGCGCAUCGCCAACAACAUCCUCCUAGCUGGUGAUGGCUACAGAGGGAAGACCUCGCCGCACACUCCCAACGAGAAGUUUGAAGGAGCCACCAUCCUCAACGCGCUGAAGUUUGGCUACGAGGGGCGGAUCCCGUUGAAAAGUGCCCGCCUCUUCUACGAUGUCAGCGAGAAAGCCCGGAAGAUAGUGGAAUCCUACUUCAUGCUGAAUUCCACCCUCUAUUUCUCUUACACACACCUGGUGUGCCGCACGGCCCUGUCAGGUCAGCAGGAACGGAGGAACGAUCUCAGCCACCCGAUCCACGCGGACAAUUGUCUCUUGGACCCGGAAGCCAACGAGUGCUGGAAGGAGCCCCCGGCCUACACCUUCCGGGAUUACAGCGCUCUCCUCUACAUGAACGGCGAUUUUGAAGGCGGGGAAUUUAUUUUCACGGAAAUGGACGCCAAGACGGUCACGGCCUCCGUCAGGCCCAAAUGCGGCCGGAUGGUCAGCUUCUCGUCCGGCGGGGAGAACCCCCACGGGGUGAAGGCCGUCACCCGGGGCCAGCGCUGCGCCGUGGCUCUGUGGUUCACCCUGGACCCCCUCCACCGGGAAGCGGAGCGGAUCCAGGCCGACGAGAUCAUCGCCUUGUUAGGCCACCAUCCCUUCGGUCCCACCGAGCUGGACAUCAACCCCAAGGAUGAACUAUGA